Molecule: messenger RNA, 510 nt
Organism: Drosophila navojoa
Lineage: Eukaryota; Metazoa; Arthropoda; Insecta; Diptera; Drosophilidae
Product: zinc carboxypeptidase A 1
Biological process (GO): proteolysis
Molecular function (GO): metallocarboxypeptidase activity; zinc ion binding
Source: RefSeq, a predicted model, not a curated record
AUGGUUGUUGCCCCCCACAAAGUGCCCGAUGUAUUGGAGAUUCUGGGCAAAUCUGAGAUUAAAUAUGAACUGCAGUCCAAGGACUUCCAAAAGUCGUUGGAUGAGAUUGACGAGAAGGUGGCACCCAAGGGUCGCGCCAGCUCUGAAUACAAUUGGGGCCAGUAUUACGAACUGGAGGAUACCUAUACCUGGAUGCAGUCCUUGGCCAAGCAAAACCCAAAGACUGUCACACUGAUCGAGGGUGGCAAAACCUAUCAGGGUCGUUCAAUUCUGGGCCUGAAGAUUUCCAAGAGUGGCAGCGAGAAGCCCGGCAUCUUCAUCGAGGCUGGUAUUCAUGCUCGAGAGUGGAUCGCCCCAGCGGCUGCUACCUUUAUUGUCAACCAGCUGCUCACGUCAAACGUGGAUUCUAUUAAGCAGUUGGCCGACAACUACAAUUGGUACGUCUUCCCCCAUGCCAAUCCCGAUGGCUAUGUCUACACUCACACCAAGGAUCGCCUAUGGCGUAAGACC